AUGACCUCACCGACCACGAAUUUUACGUUGCCUCCGACGCAAGAAGCAGUAAGCGAGAGAAGUGCUUCAAGUAGCGAAAAUGCUUCUAAAGAACGUCAAGUAUUUGCCAAUAUACCUAUACCUGAAAAUAAAGAUCAACCAAAAGGAAAAUAUGUUUCUAACAAGAUUAUUACUUCUAAAUAUAAUAUAUGGACUUUUAUACCAAAAAAUUUAUUUGAACAAUUCCGGAGAGCUGCUAAUAUGUAUUUCUUAAUAAUGGCUGUUCUUGGAAUGAUACCUGCUGUGAGUACAAAUAACCCUAUUUUGACUUUACUUCCUAUUUCGACUGUUGUAUUUCUCACCGCAUGUAAAGACGCCGUGGAAGAUUUAAAUCGGCAUGAAAUUGAUAAGAAUGAUGAUGAUAUUCCUCCUUGUGAACCUUCAAAUGAAAUAAAUGGUGAUCCUGAAUUUAAAAAAGUUAUGUGGAAAGAUGUUCGUGUUGGUGACUUUUUAUUUCUAAGGAAUGGUGAUGCUGUACCUGCUGAUGCUGUAAUUUUAUCAACUUCCGAACAAAAUGGUGGUUGUUUCAUAGAAACUAAAGAUCUUGAUGGUGAAACUAAUCUUAAACCUCGUAGAUGUGUUCCUGUUGAUUCAAUAAAAAAUAUCAAAACUCCUAAAGAAUGCACUCAAGCUAUGUUUUGGAUUGAUUCUGAACGUCCGAAUUCUAAUCUUUUCAACUAUAAUGCAAAAUUAACCGUAGUUUCCGGCAGUUUAGAUGAGAUGAAUUCUCCUCAAGAUCAAGAAAUUCCUAGAAAAUCGAAAUCUUCUAUUCCAAUUGAUAUAAAUAAUUUAUUAUUACGUGCUCAUGUUAUUAGAAAUACCGAAUGGGUUAUCGCUAUAACUGUUUUUACCGGUGUCGACACUAAAAUUAUACUUAACUCUGGUGAAACUCCAAGUAAGCGAAGUAGAAUCGAAAAAGAAAUGAAUCAGGAAGUCAUUUUAAAUUUUGUAAUUCUCAUUGUCCUUGCCUUAAUUUGUGCUAUUGGAACUGGUGUAUCAUCAGCCAUUUUGGCAGAUUCGAAGGGUGAUUACAUUGAAGAACGCGUAGCUUCUAAUCAAGGACAGUCAAUUGGGAUUGCAGCUUUCUUAACUUUUCUAUCUGGCCUGAUUAUUUUUCAAAAUAUAAUUCCAAUUUCUUUAUAUAUUUCGAUCGAAUUUGUAAAAGGUUUUCAGGCUUUUUUUAUUUACAAUGACCUUGAUAUGUGGGAUGAAGAUGCCGAGGACAUUGCUAUUAUUCUCAAUUCUGAUUGGUUAAUUAUUGUGUGGAAUCUUUCCGAUGAUCUUGGUCAGAUUGAAUAUAUAUUUUCAGAUAAAACUGGAACAUUAACACGUAAUAUAAUGGAAUUUCGUCAAUGUUCUAUUGGUGGUAAAGUAUACGGUAGAAAUGGUUGGGCUGGUAAAACGGAUGCUAAUAUUGGAAAAGAAUUAGCACAAGGUGGUGAUAAUUCGAAUGCUGAAGAAGUUAAUGUAGAUAUAAAUGAAAUUUGGAAUCAAUAUUUAUAUGAACUUAAAAGUAUAUUUGAUCCAAAAUAUUCAAGUACAGACCCUGCUUUUUUGACAUUCGUAGACCCGGAUAUAUAUAGAGAUUUAAAAGCUGAAAAAAACAUUGAAGGUGUAAAUGAAAAUGAUUUUAAUAUUGAUGAUAAUUUAGAUAAACAAAAAAGAGCUCGACUUGUUAGAGAAUUUUUCAUAUUAUUGGCUGUAUGUCACACGGUAGUUGUGGAUAAAAUUAGUACUAAUGAAUCUGACAGUGAAAAGAGUAUUAGCGAUAGAGGUAAAACAUCUGUAAAUGAUGAGAACUCAGAUCAAGCAAGCGAACAUUUACGUCCUACAGAAGAAGAAAAGGUUUCUUCAAAUAAUUCAUCUUCAGAUCUAAAAAAAAAAGUUAAGCACUCGAUUGCGAAUAUCAAAUCAACUUUUAAAGGGUUCGAAUCAAUGGCAAGUUUAGUAGCUCCUACAUCAAGUAAAGGAAAAAAACCCGUUGCAAUUGAUAAAACAUUAGUACAUGAUCUUGUAUAUAAAGCUGAAUCUCCAGACGAAGCAGCUUUAGUUUCUGCAGCAAAAAAUAUUGGAUUUGCUUUCUUGGGUCGAACACCUGAAUCAAUGACUAUUGAUAUUUUUGGUGAAGAACAUAAUUUUGAUAUAUUAAAUGUUUUAGAAUUUAAUUCUUCACGUAAAAGAAUGAGUAUAAUAGUUCGUCGUCCUGAAAAAUUAGGUGGUGGAAUAGUACUAUUUUGUAAGGGUGCUGAUAACAUUGUCUUUGAUCGUCUGGCCAAUGGUCAAGAAGGAUUAAUUGAAAAAACUUCAACUGAUAUUGAUAAUUUUUCUAGUGAUGGUCUUAGAACAUUGACUGUGGCAUAUCGAGUAUUAGAUGAAUCCUAUUAUAAUUCUUGGGCAAAAAAAUAUCAAGAAGCAUCGACUUCUAUUAAUGAACGUUCUUCCAAAGUUGAUGCUUGUGCCGAAGAGAUCGAAAAGGAGCUUAUACUCUUGGGUGCCACUGCAAUUGAAGAUAAACUUCAAGAGGGUGUUCCAGAGUGUAUAGAAAGACUUCGAGGGGCGGGAAUUAAAAUUUGGGUUUUGACAGGUGAUAAAUUAGAAACAGCUAUUAAUAUCGGAUUUGCAGCUCAAUUAUUGACAAAGGAUAUGAGACUUUGGAUUGUAAAAGGCUCAAAAAAAGAUGCUGUCCAAAAACAACUUAAUAAUGUUUAUGCAUCUUUGGUAACUGGUGGUAUUGUGCCACAUGAUGAAAUGGAACCCAUACAUCCUGAUGAUACUCAUGCUUUUAUAGUCGAUGGUUCUGCUUUAACUCAUCUAUUGGACGAUGAAAAAGCACGUCUGAAAAUACUUGAACUAAGUGAUCGGUUUCAUUCUGUAAUAUGUUGUCGUGUUAGUCCUUUACAAAAGGCCCUGGUGGUCGAAUUAAUACGAAGAGGAAAAAGAUCCACAACGUUAGCCAUAGGUGAUGGUGCAAAUGAUGUAAGCAUGAUUCAAGCUGCUAAUGUUGGCGUUGGCAUUUCAGGACAAGAAGGAGUGCAAGCAGCAAUGGCAGCUGAUUAUAAUAUUGCCCAAUUUCGAUAUCUAGAGAAACUUUUACUUGUACACGGUCAUUGGGACUACAUGCGCAUUGCAGAGAUGAUAUUAAAUUUCUUUUAUAAAAAUGUAAUAUGGGUAUUUCCGGUAUUAUGGUUCUCCGCCAAUAUUUUCUAUGAUUACAGUUUUGUGCAAUUAUAUAAUAUGUUUUUUACUGUCGCUCCUGUUGUAGUUUUAGGAACGACCGAUCAAUCCGUUACUGCUUCAUACUGCUUAAAAUAUCCAAGCAUUUAUAAUUUGGGAAUAAAAAGAAUGCGAUAUUCUAAAAAAUUAUUUGCAAUAUAUUUUCUUGAUGGAAUAUGGCAAUCAUUGGUUGUGUAUUUUACGUUUUAUUUUAUAUAUUCAUUAUCCACUAAUGUUACUAUGCCUCAAGGGUUUGAUGCUGGUACCACCGAGUUUUCAACUUCGGUAGCUUUAAGUGUAAUUGUUAUAGCAAACCUUGUCGUUGCUUUUAACACAUAUCACUGGAAUUGGAUAGUAUGGACAAUAAUAAUUAGUCAACAAUUAAUUAGUGAGGGUACAUUUUGGUUUGGUAUGGCAUUUUCAAUUUUAUUAGCUGUUUUACCAAGAUAUGUAAUAACCUUUGUCAAGCAAUGGUGGUAUCCGGAUGAUUUAGACAUCGUUAGACAAAUAAGGGAAAGCGACAAAAGAGCAAAGAAAAAAGCUAAAAAAUUUAGUAAAGAAGAAUUAAAAAAUCAAAAAAUAAUAUCACCAUCAAUACAAGUUGAAAUGGUUCAAUCAGAUAACGACAUCAUAAAUUCUGCACAACAAACAAAUUAUUAG
This is a messenger RNA of Dentiscutata erythropus, 3912 nucleotides long. The record is from the annotation of a GenBank genome assembly. Lineage: Eukaryota; Fungi; Glomeromycota; Glomeromycetes; Diversisporales; Gigasporaceae.